AUGUCAUUUGCAAAUCAAUCUCUACAUAAUGAUACUGCUGCCCAGCAAUAUCAAGGGAUUUUAGAACGAGUGCUGUUUUCGUCUGUGACUACACUGCCAUGCUGUGUGUUCCUCUUCAUUAAUGGAGCCAUGCUCUUUACUUUAAGGAGUAAAGCUUUGUUUUGUGAGACCUCUCGCUAUAUUCUCCUGUAUAACCUUCUUUUUGCAGACACAGUACAGAUGGCACUGAGUCAGUUAUUGUACAUUAUUGCUGCUUGUAGAAUAACACUAACAUAUCCUGUAUGUGGUUUUCUCACCAUGCUUAGCAGUCUCGUAACUGGGAUAUCUCCUCUCACACUGGUGGUGAUGUCUCUGGAGAGAUAUGUUGCUGUGUGCUACCCACUGAGGCAUACUACCAUCAUCACCAUCAGAAACACAGGUGUGGCCAUCACUGUGAUUUGGGCCUUCAGUUCACUAAACAUUCUCAUUCGGGUUCUCCUGCUCUUGGAGUUUCCAUUUGAAGUGCUUGAUAGUCUGCAGAUGAAAGACUUUUGCUCUGAUAUAGCUCUGUUUUUUGGCUCUGUGUAUGAUGCUUAUGACAGAGCCUUUACUUGUGUUCUGUUUAUUUCAGCAAGUGUGGCAAUCACCUCCUCUUAUAUCGGUGUACUAGUAGCAGCCAGGUCGGCCUCCACAGACAAAGCUUCAACCCAUAAGGCUCGUAACACACUGCUGCUACAUCUGGUACAGCUGGGCCUCAGUCUGUCUUCAACCAUUUACAAUCCACUGCUCACAGCACUCGCAAGAGUUUUAAAAAGGAUAGAGUUUGUGCGCAUCCAGAAUGUUUUUUAUGUAUUUAUUUUCAUCUUCCCCAGAUGUCUGAGUUCUCUGAUUUAUGGUAUCAGAGAUCAAAGCAUCAGACCUGUUCUCAUGUAUCAUCUUUGCUGUCGGUUGAAAAAUUCAAUCACACAUACUUGA
Archocentrus centrarchus (flier cichlid) is the source of this 954-nucleotide messenger RNA. Its product is annotated as odorant receptor 131-2-like. Bases 1 to 954 code for a protein of 317 amino acids. Gene Ontology annotation, molecular function: odorant binding; olfactory receptor activity; G protein-coupled receptor activity. Gene Ontology annotation, cellular component: membrane. The transcript has a single exon. The record is from RefSeq and is a predicted model, not a curated record. Lineage: Eukaryota; Metazoa; Chordata; Actinopteri; Cichliformes; Cichlidae. Gene Ontology annotation, biological process: G protein-coupled receptor signaling pathway; detection of chemical stimulus involved in sensory perception of smell.